AUGAGAUUCAUUUGGUUGGCUUGUAUAUUCAUCCAAUUGGUUCAUGCCAAUUAUGGUUUUGAAGAAUGGAGUAACAACGAUUUGAAACAAUUCUUGGAAGACAACAAGGUCAAACAAGACCCCAAGUGGGAUAAUGCAAAAUUGAUUGAAGUGGCCAAUAUUGAAGCCAAAAAGUUGGAAAAUGGUUACAACAAGUUGAAAAGUGAAUUGGAUAAGCAAUUGAAGCCAAAGAAACACAAUUUGGAAGACUAUUUAAGUUUCAGCUACUUAUUUGGUUCUUCAAGUGAAAAAAAACCAAUUCUGGAGUGGUUUUUUGAAAGUUGGGAUUUUGAUUCAUUAACUAAGUUUUUGAAACAUCAUGGAAUCAAGGUGGAUGAAAAAGCAAACAAGAGUGACUUGCUAAAGACUCUCAAGAGCAAAUACAGCUCAAUUUCAAAAAAGAAUAAAGGCUCCAACUUUUACCCCGGUGAUUGGUUAUACGAAUCGUGGUCUGAGGAUGAUUUGAAAAAAUGGCUAAACAACUACAAGAUAGAAUUUGACAAGAAUUCAUCAAAAAAGGGUUUGGUGGAAAAAGUCAAGGAGUACAAUUACAAGGCUACAAAUGAUAUUAUUGACACCAAGGAUGCAUUAUUUGAUUCAUUGGAUUUAUUUGACAAGUCUAUUUUUGACAAAACUGGACAAAUUAGAGAUGAAUUUUUUGAAUCUUGGUCUUAUUCACAAUUGCGUGAAUGGUUGUACUUGCAUGGAUUUAUCAAUACCAAACCAGAUGUUUGGGUUGGUGACUUGGAUAAGGAAACAUUGAUUAAGAAGGCGCAAACUUACAAGAGCUACCUUCUCGAUGACAUUCAAACUUGGUUGAAACAUUCAGAGAAAAAGAGUGAACCUUGGUUAUCAAAAGGUGAGUCUGGUAAAGGUGGCAGAGGAGCCAAGAAUUUGAUUAAUGACACAUUCUUUGUUGGCAUUGAAAAUUGGUCAAAGGAUAAAUUGCGUGAAUUUUUAAAUGUACGUAAAGUUCCAUAUUCCAUCUUCACCACCAGAAAGCAGUUGAUUGACUUGGUUAAAGAACAUAGAGGUGAUCCAAUUCAUGUUGAAGCUGAUGCUUAUGUUGUCGAUAACGAUAUUUCAACCAACUCGAUCAAGGAAUGGUUACGUGAACAAGGUCAAAAUGUUGAAGGUUCAAGACAAGACUUGAUUGCUGCAUUUCAAAAGCAAUUUAAGAGUCAUGGAUCUGGAAAGGAAAAUAUUGAUUCACAGAUUAGAUUGCACAAACCCGAUUUGGAAAGUUUCAAACAUUACUUGACGAGAAAUGUCGUUGAUGCCGAAUCCAUUGGUGAAGACAAGUUGAAAAAGGCAUAUAUUAUCGUUGAAGAGUAUUUCCAAAAGGCAACCGAAGUUGCUCGUGAUGAAUUGAAACACGCGGAAUAUUCCGUUGAGGAAGCUUUGCAGGAAAUUCAAACUGAAAGUUACGAAUAUGCAGCUCGAUUCUUGGAGGAAAUCAAUGAAGAUGCAGAAAAGUUUUCUAACUUGGUUUAUGAUGCUAAAUUGGCUAGUACUCAAUACGCCAAAUCAACUAUCGGCUCAUUGAUUAAAGAUUGGAAAAGAAUUCAACAAACUUUACUUGGUAAAAAAAGCAAGUCUUCUUCUUCUUCUUCCUCCUCUUGGUUCCAGCGUGGACAAAAGGAGGUUAACAAAGGUGGGCAAGCUGUCUUGGACAAUGCCAAUGAUCAAUAUCAAGCAUUAGCAAAGAAGUAUGAUGAGUAUGCUCAACAUGGCAAAGAUUUAUACAAUGAGUAUUUAAGCAGUGUUGACGACUCGGUUGAUGACUUGACCAAGCAAGCUGGAAAGCAAUAUGAAGACUUAGCCAAGGACGCCAACUACAAGUAUGAUCAAUACAAGAAGCUUUACAACAAACAAUCUGAUGCUGUUGCAGAAGCUGCAGGUAAGAAUUAUGAACGUGCUGUUGAAGAAGCUAACAAGCAAUACGAUGCGUAUUCAAAAUUGGUGAAUGAUAAUUUGGAAAAUUUACUCGGAAGUGCUGGUAAGCAAUAUGAAACAGCAGCAGCUGAAGCUAGUAAAAAGUAUGAUGAAUAUGCUGCUAUUGCUGCAGAUGCUGCCGACAACGCCAAGAAGGAAGCUGGUAAGCAGUAUGAGUUGGCAUCGGCAGAAGCGGCAAAGAGAUACGACGAGUAUAAAAAGUUGGCUGAUAAGAAGUAUCAAGGAUUGUCAAAACUUGCUAACAAGCAAUUUUCCGAAUAUUCCAAAUCUGCCAAUAAGAAGGCUAAUGAAUUAUCAGCUGAAGCUGCCAAGCAAUACGAAGAGGCCAUCAAGGUUGCCAAUGCCAAAUAUGAUGAGUAUAGCAAGCUUGCCAAUAAAAAGUACGACGAAUGGUCUAAAGAAGCUUCAGCCAAGGCUGAUGAUUGGUACAAGGAAGCAGGCAAGCAAUAUGAAGCUGCCGCUAAGGACGCACUGGACAAAUAUGCCAAGUAUUCAUCGGCUCUUGGUGCAUGGGCCAGUGAAGUUGGGGCAAAAGCCAAGGUCAAGUAUGAUGAGUAUUCUGAUGAUUUAAGUAAACAAGCUUAUGAACUGUACCAAGUUGCAUCAAAAGAAGCUUCCAAGAAGUACGAUGAGUUUUACAAAUUGACUGGUAAAAAGUAUGACGAAUAUUCAGAAGAAGCGUUGAAGGCAUUGGACAAGGCUUCAAAAGAAGCUGCAAAACAAUAUGCUGCUGCAUCAAAAGAUGCGGGAAAAAAGUAUGAUGAGUAUUCGAAAUUGGCCGGUGAAUUGGCGGUUGAGUAUGGACAAAAAGCCAGUGAGUUGGGUAAAGAUGCUGGGGAAAAAAUUCAAACUGCUUCAAAGGAAGCUUGGAAAUCCACUCAAGACAAUUAUGUCAAGUAUACUCCAGUUUUUCAAGAUUGGUUAAAGAAUCUAUACAGAUCGGUAUUGUACCAUUUGGGUAUUUUCAACAAUAAGCUUUAUGAUGCUGCCGAACAAGCCAAGGAUGGCUUGGGUGAUAAAUGGGAUAGCAUAGUCAAGACUUAUUCCAAUGCUGAUUUGAAGUCAUAUUUACGAUCAUUUGGAUACAAUUAUAAUUGGUUGUCGAGCUUGAAUCGUAAAGAAUUGUUGACUUUGGCUGAGGCUCAGAAUAAAUUGUUUAAUGGAUACAAGUCAUUGAAGUGGGAGAGACCAAUUAGCGAAGUGUUGGAGGAGAAGUUGGGAUUGAAGCGUCAUCCUGAGGGUAUAAUACAGCAUGUCAAAUCAUGGUUGGGGUUGAAGUGGUAA
Lodderomyces parapsilosis is the source of this 3279-nucleotide messenger RNA. RefSeq lists its product as uncharacterized. NCBI's taxonomy places the organism in Eukaryota, Fungi, Ascomycota, Pichiomycetes, Serinales, Debaryomycetaceae. The coding region runs from base 1 to 3279 and encodes 1092 amino acids. The record is from RefSeq and is a predicted model, not a curated record. The transcript has a single exon.